Messenger RNA from Benincasa hispida (wax gourd), 1157 nucleotides. Its product is annotated as Gibberellin-regulated family protein. The record is from RefSeq and is a predicted model, not a curated record. NCBI's taxonomy places the organism in Eukaryota, Viridiplantae, Streptophyta, Magnoliopsida, Cucurbitales, Cucurbitaceae.
AAAAAACCCACAUCUUCUUAAAAUUUGAACCCUCACAUUUUUCCAUUUCUGCCUCUAUUUAAACCUCUGUGUGGCCUCUUCAAGUUGUAAUCAAACAGACUUCUUCUCUUCCUUUGUUCUGGGUUGCCCACCACCAGUUCGACAAAUGGCCUCAAUGGCCAAUCUCUUUGUUUUUAGCGUUUUUCUUCUAUUUGGCUCAUGGGUUUCAGCCAAUGCCAAUGGACUGUCUGAAGAGAAGGUUGCUGUUUACCCCCACGUUCCAGUUCCAGUAACAGCUCCUUCCCCUCCAGUUUACAAAGCACCGUCGCCAGCGCCGCCUGUGAAGCCACUCCCACCGCCAGCUCCGCCUGUGAAGCCACCAACAACCCCUGUUUUGACACCACCGCCAGUUAAAGCACCAUACACCCCUGUUCCACCUGUUAAGCUUCCACCACCUCCUUAUACUCCUUCUCCACCGGUGAAGCCGCCGUCUUCUCCUCCGCCACCAGUGAAGGCACCGUACACUCCUCCACCGGUGAAGCCACCGUCUUCUCCUCCUCCGCCGGCUAAAGCUCCUUACACUCCAUCUCCUCCUGUGAAGCCACCUUACACCCCUGUUCCACCCGUGAAGCCGCCGCCGUCUCCGGCAGCUCCCAGGCCACCACCAGUCUUUGGCAAGGCUUGUUCCGCAAAGUGUGGAAGAAGAUGCCAACUUCAUUCAAGGAGAAAGAUAUGCAUAAGGGCAUGCUUGACAUGCUGCUACAGGUGCAAGUGUGUUCCACCAGGGACAUACGGCAAUAGAGAAGUCUGUGGAAAGUGCUACACUGAUAUGACUACUCAUGGCAGUAGAAUCAAGUGUCCUUAAGCUUAAGCCAUCACAAACUAAGAAAAAUGGAGUUACCAAGAGCAUACACACUUUUUUAUUUCAUAUUUUCUUGAAGGCUUUGUGUUCUGCAAGCUGGUUUGCUUCAAUGAGGAGAGUCAGAAAAUUAAUUGGGUUUUCUACUUUUCCAAUUGGGUCAGAUUAGGCCAUAGGCUGCUCAUAAUUGUAUGCUCUGUUUUAUUGUUGUGUUUGAAUUUGAUGUAUGAUAAUGAUGGUAAGGUAUGGAUUAAUCUAUCUAGUUUUGUUUUUUUUCCAACUUGUGUAAUUCAACUUGGAUUUGGGUAGCCUUUUGUUA